AUGCCCUCCCCCGAGCGCCGCCAGUCAAGAUCGCAGUCGCGCAACUCGCGUCGCAGGAGCAGCAGCAGCAGUAACCACCGCCGUCCCUCUCAACGCGGCGACCGCGAGAGCAGCGUCGACAACGGAAACAUCGGCGCCGAGUUCUACGUCGAUCCAGAGCUGGUGAACAAGUCUGACGUUCUGAAGCUGUCGCGAGUUACGAGCUACUGUACAGCAAGUCGGUACCAGAUGCGCAACAUGCAGCGGUAUUUCACCGGUCGCGCACAUGCUGCGCAGACCCCCCUGCCGACGGUGUUUGACGAGUGCCUGCAUAUCCAGUACAGCUUCAAGCUGCCAGGUAAACCGGGCCGAAGCCGCGAUGACACUCAUUUCAAGCACGACAGCAGUAAUACGCUUGUUCGCACCGAUCGCGACGGACAUGAAGUGCGGAUCGGGCUCGCGACUCGCAAGGAUGUGUUUCUAUUUGAGUAUGGAGUGUGUGUACUUUGGGGAUUCACCGAUCAGGAAGAACGCCGGUUUCUGCGCGAGAUCGCGCCGUACGAGAACGAGAAGCUUGCGUUCACCGACGUGCAGGGCGAGGAGCUACGUUUUUUUAUUACGUGGGACCACGAGCCACGGGUGUUUAACGACGUCAUCGCGUUGACUGAAGAAGCAGAGAAGAAUGUAAAGUACAAGCUGUCGAUGUCGCAUGCGAUGUCGCAGUCGGUGAAGAUCUCGCUUUUCGAAGAUCUGGUCGACAACACGAUCGGACUGAUGCAGUCUCUGCCGAUGCAGAUUGCGGCGACGGGAAAAGUGAGCAUGUCGAGGAAGAAAAUCAUGAUGUCGAUUGGCGAGCUGUUUAUUCUGCGGAUCAACAUCAACCUGCACGGGUCGAUCAUCGACUCGCCAGAGAUUAUGUGGUCCGAACCAGAGCUGGAGCCUGCGUACAAGAUCAUCCGCGGGUACCUUGAGGUGGGACAGCGUGUGAGUCUGCUGAAUCAGAGAUUAGAGGUUAUUUCUGACCUGCUGCAGAUGCUGAAAGAGCAGUUGGUGCAUGCGCAUGAAGAGUACUUGGAGCUGAUUGUUAUUGUGCUUAUUGCGGUCGAGAUUGUGGUUGCGCUGAUUAAUAUUGUGGUUGACAUGGUGGCAGAGGGUCGAUAG
Myxozyma melibiosi is the source of this 1140-nucleotide messenger RNA. RefSeq lists its product as uncharacterized. Lineage: Eukaryota; Fungi; Ascomycota; Lipomycetes; Lipomycetales; Lipomycetaceae. The record is from RefSeq and is a predicted model, not a curated record. The coding region runs from base 1 to 1140 and encodes 379 amino acids. The transcript has 2 exons.